GUGUCUAGCUGUGCACACUUGUACGCGAACACAACAAGAUGGCGAGAGUCUCGUCUGCAAAUUGAACACCAUUAAAAACGCAAUAAACGUGCAAAUUAAUUGCUAAAACCUACAUCAAAGUGUUUUGGGCGGCCGCACAACAAACUGAGCGCGUAUUGCUCGCGUUUUGUGUAUGCGGCAGCAGCAUCUGCAAGCGAGUUGCGAAAGUUGCUGCAACGUCUGGCCUUGUUGUUGUUGUUGUAGCUGUUGCUGCUUUCUUGUUGUUGUUGUUGCUGCUGCUGUGUGUGUGUGUGAUUGACGGACGGACUGGUUGACUGACUGAUCCCAGCAGCGCCUGUGUCGCGUCCCACCUGCCCCCUUGCACCUGCCUGAAAAUGAUGAACAAUUACGGGAAUAUAAUGAUGGAUUCGCCAAGAUCCUCGCCCCACGGCGGUCGCUCGCCGGUUGUGGCACGCCAGGAUUCGUCGGGUACGCUGAAGACCACAAUAUCGCUGGGUAAGACGCCGACAAUAAUACAUACGGGUCCAUUCUACUCGAUGAAGGAGCCACCGGCAAAAGCAGAGCUGACGGGCGACAAGGAUCUCAUGACCGAAUAUGGACUGCAUCACACACUGACUAAAUUCAAGGAGAAAAAAUUCAAGGAAUCUUUGGCAUCAUUUCUACUCAAUAUACCCGGCAUCAAUGACCUCAUCACGCAUCCCGUCGAGAACAGCACAUUGCGCAGCGUCAUCGAGAAGCCCCCGAUUGGUGGCAAGGAGCUGCUCCCGCUGACUGCCGUGCAGUUGGCCGGCUUCCGUUUGCAUCCGGGACCGCUGCCCGAACAGUAUCGCACCACAUAUGCAACACCUGCGCGUAAACACAAAAACAAGCACAAAAAGCACAAACACAAAGACGGCAUCACGACGGGUGGCCCCGAAUCAACGCUGCUGGAUUCCGCUGGCCUGGAGACGUACGAGAAGAAGCACAAGAAACAGAAGCGUCACGAAGAUGACAAGGAGCGUAAGAAGCGCAAAAAGGAGAAGAAACGCAAAAAGAAGAAUCAAAGCCCCGAGCCAGGCGCCGCGCUGGGCAUUGGCCUGCCCAGCGGAGGAGGAGGAGGUGGGGCUGUUGCCGCCGGCAUGGGUGGUCCCGUUAUGGGCGCAACCGCUGGCCUGUCCAAUCCCAUGGCCACUGGCGGCGUUGGCGUCGGCGUAGGCCUUAAUCCCGGCGGUAUGGGCCUCAACAGUUUUCCGACAUCACUGCAAAUGCAGCAACAGCUGCCCAUGCAGCAUCAGCAGCAACAGAUGCCAAGUGGAGCUCUCCUGGGCUCGGUGCUGGGCACCAGUGGCGGCGGUGGCGGUGCUGGAGGGAGCGCUGGCGGUGGCGGUCCAGGCAGCUUGCUAAUGUCACACUUUUAGCCGAAAUCCAUUAGUUAAUAUACUUGGCUCAUUACCUCUCUCACCGCACACACACACUCAGAUAUAUAACCCACACACACACAGAGACACACAGGUGUGUUUAAAAAAAAAUCUGCACACUAACUGCAAUUUCUCGAUAAAGUUUCGUAUCUAGUUCUUAAUUUAUAAUUAUGAUUACUGUAAAAUAGUUUAUAUUGUAAUUAGCAAACUUUUCGUUCGUUUUACAUUUGCUAGCUUAAUGAGAUUUAUUUUAAAUGCAAAUUAUGGUACAAAUGCAAAAACAAAAUUUUCUCGCUAGAUUCCAAUUUAAUAGUUCCCCUUCAUCCCAAGAACCGCAACAAUAUCAUCCUUUAUCAUACUUUACUCGCUGGUAGUUUAAACUUUUAAUCAUCCAAAUUAUUAUUUGAUGUAGUUACAGUAUUUUACCUCGUUUGCAAUGAUUUGUUCUUCCAGCAUGUUUGUAAAAAUUAAAAAAAAAAAUAAGGAAAUGAAAGAAAGCUGAGAUUCAACAAAACAAAAACCUGUACUAUAAGUAAUUGUAUAUGUAAGCGCCAAAUUCAGUAAUAAUAAACGGCAUUAAAGUGUAA
This is a messenger RNA of Drosophila grimshawi, 1984 nucleotides long. It is a transcript of the gene MED19, whose product is annotated as mediator of RNA polymerase II transcription subunit 19. The transcript is spliced from 3 exons. Gene Ontology annotation, cellular component: mediator complex. Gene Ontology annotation, molecular function: transcription factor binding; transcription coregulator activity. The record is from RefSeq and is a predicted model, not a curated record. NCBI's taxonomy places the organism in Eukaryota, Metazoa, Arthropoda, Insecta, Diptera, Drosophilidae. Bases 375 to 1397 code for a protein of 340 amino acids. Gene Ontology annotation, biological process: positive regulation of transcription by RNA polymerase II.